AUGCAAGAAUCGGAAGAAACUUGUGAGGUUGUACGAUCUCAAAAAGGAAAAGACAAAUUAAAUGUUCAUGGGUAUCUAAUGGUUAAAGAAAAAAAUGUUGGGAAUAAAUAUUAUUGGUGCUGCGAAUUUAGGAGGUCAAAAAAAUGUAAUGGCUGUGCAACAACACUUUUAAUUAAAAACUUGCAUUAUCUGCAAGAUAUGUCUGAACAUAAACACUUGCCUGAUGCUAGCCGUGUAGAAGUAGUUAAAGCUAUCACUGAAAUUAAAAAACGUGCCUCUCAAAGUAAAGAAAAGCCCGUACAACUAAUUCAAAAUUAUAUGGCUACCCUUUCAGAAGAUGUUAAACCCUUUUUGCCAUCACACAAUGCUCUUCGUAAAACAGUUGUUCGUUCCAGAAAAACUGUACAAUUACCACAACCGCAACAUGCUUUGGACUUUGAUCUUCCACCCACACUUUUUGGACCUGAAGAAAAUUCUAGGAUCCUUCCAUUAGUAUACACACUUAUGACAAACAAAUCUGAAGAAUCUUAUAGGCGAUUCUUCAAUGGCUUAAUUACAUUUGCUCAACAAAUCGGUAUUCAGUUAAAUCCAAAAUGGAUAAUUACCGACUUUGAAAGAGCAGCUAUUAAUGCAUCCUGUUGCGAAUUUCCUAACGUGGUAAACAAGGGAUGUUUUUUUCACCUAUGCCAAAGUGGAUGGCGUAAGGUUCAGAAGUCUGCGGACCAAAUUCAAGAUGCAUUUGAUACCCUAAUG
Messenger RNA from Dentiscutata erythropus, 753 nucleotides. Lineage: Eukaryota; Fungi; Glomeromycota; Glomeromycetes; Diversisporales; Gigasporaceae. The record is from the annotation of a GenBank genome assembly.